Carica papaya (papaya) is the source of this 1925-nucleotide messenger RNA. RefSeq names its product cytochrome P450 714A1-like. The record is from RefSeq and is a predicted model, not a curated record. NCBI's taxonomy places the organism in Eukaryota, Viridiplantae, Streptophyta, Magnoliopsida, Brassicales, Caricaceae. Gene Ontology annotation, molecular function: heme binding; oxidoreductase activity, acting on paired donors, with incorporation or reduction of molecular oxygen; monooxygenase activity.
AUACAACCAAGCUCUCCUCUCCUCUCCUCUCCUCUCUACUCUUUCUCCUUGUAUGACAGUAGCUAGUAUAUACGUAUAUAUAUAUAUAGAAAGAAGUACAAUAUAUAUAUAUAUAUAUAGAGAGAUGUAUAAGAGUGAAAGGGAAGGCGUAGUUGAAUUAGAGGGAGGUGUAGGGAGAAGUUUAUGGUGGGUGGUGAUAGGCGUGUGGGGGUGGUUGGUAGUCCAUUACGUGUGGGUAAAGUUGCAAAGGGCGAAGAGAGAGCUGCAGACGCAGGGAAUCAGAGGUCCUCCACCUUCUCUCUUCUACGGCAACUUGCCGGAGAUGCACCGCCUCCAACGUCUCAACUCUCGCCCCAACCACUCUACUACUCUCACCCACGACUACACCUCCACUCUCUUCCCUUACUUUAAUCUCUGGACUAAGCAAUACGGUCUAGUGUUCACAUACUCGACUGGGUCAAGACAGCACCUUUUGAUAAAUGAGCCGGAGCUAGUCAAGGAAUUGAAUCAGACUAAGACAUUGGACUUGGGUAAGCCUUCUUAUUUGACCAAGCGAUUCAGGCCCAUGCUAGGCAACGGCAUUAUCAGGUCCAACUCUCAUGAAUGGGCUCGACAACGCAAGAUCAUUGCCCCUGAGUUCUUCAUCGACAAAGUCAAGGGCAUGGUGGAUUUGAUGGUAGAGUCGGCACAACCACUGCUAGAGUCAUGGUCAAACAGCAUUGAAUGCCAAGGCGGCAUGCCAAUUGACGUGAGCGUUGACGAGGACUUGCGGAGCGUAUCGGCGGAUGUCAUCGCCAGGACUUGUUUUGGCAGCUCUUAUUGCAAAGGCAAACAAAUUUUCUCCAAGCUCAGGAGCCUUCAAAAAGCCAUUGUGGAGCAAAGCAUCAACCUUUUCGACGUCGCUAGUUUUCGCGAGAGAUUAUUUCCGGGAAAGAAGCACGACAAGAUCAGCAACUUGGAGAGUGAAAUAGAAUCGUUGAUUUGGGAAACAGUGAAGGAACGUCGACAAGAAAAUUUUGCAUGUCAUGAAAAAGACUUGAUGCAGUCAAUACUGGAGGCAGCUGUUAAGGACACAACUGGAGACACCGUCUCCUCCAAGCAAUUCAUCGUCGACAAUUGCAAGAACAUUUACUUCGCCGGCCAUGAAACAACUGCAGUUGCCGCCUCCUGGUGCCUCAUGCUCCUCGCUCUCCAUCCAGAAUGGCAAUCUCGCAUCCGCCAAGAGGUCGCUAAGUUCUGCAAGAAUGGCCUUCCCGACACUGAUUCUAUUCCCCACUUGAAAACUUUGUCAAUGGUAAUUCAAGAGACCCUUCGGCUAUACCCGCCAGCAACAUUUGUGUCAAGAGAGGCGCUGGCCGAUACUCGAAUCGGCAACAUUGUAGUGCCAAAAGGAGUGUGCAUAUGGACUCUGAUUCCAACUCUUCAUCGUGAUCCUGAUAUAUGGGGAGCAGACGCUAACGAGUUCAGACCAGAGAGGUUCAGUGAUGGAGUUUCCAAAGCUUGCAGACACCACCAGGCCUACGUGCCAUUCGGGCUUGGUACUCGCGUCUGCUUGGGCAAGAACUUUGCCAUGGUUCAACUCAAGGUUCUUCUCUCCCUCAUCGUCUCCAAGUUCAACUUCUCUCUCUCCCCUCAUUAUCGGCAUUCCCCUAUUUUCAGGAUGAUAGUAGAACCCGAACAUGGUGUACUUAUUCGAAUCCAAAAAAUCUGAUACCACCACAUAUAUCGUCAUACAUAUACAUACAUAUAUACCUUCCGCGUCUCUUUAUUUUCCACGUUUCUCUCAGUGUGAGUAUAGUGUAACAGCAUGUAUGUUGUGUGCAUCAGGGAUCUUUAAGUUUAUGGGUGGUAAAUAAUGUAAUUGAAUAUAUAUAUAUGUAUAUGGUUUCAGUUAUCAAUUUAUCAUGAUGGGUUUUGAGAAGAAA